CAUCUCAGCUCUCAUCGCAUUCAUAGGAGAUGCUCCAGAAGAAUGCCGUCUUGGUGGAUGGGGUUGUCCUAAAUGGUCCAAUAAUGGACUUGAAAGCAGGGGAGAAGUUUGUGGAAGAGGCCUGUAAAAUUAUAAUGGAAGAAGUAAUCCAGAAAGCUGAUGAUGUGACAGAGAAGGUUUGUGAAUGGCGGGCCCCUGAAGCUCUGAAAACGAUUCUUGAUCUGGAAAUGAGGGACACUGGAGAAUCUCAUCAGAAGCUCUUGCAACUCUGCCAGGAUGUUAUACAAUACAGCGUCAAAACCAGUCAUCCAAGAUUUUUCAAUCAGCUAUAUGCUGGAGUAGAUUAUUACUCGUUAGUGGCUCGUUUCAUUACAGAAGCACUGAACCCAAGUGUAUAUACAUAUGAAGUAUCUCCUGUGUUUCUGUUAGUGGAAGAAGCGGUCAUCAAGAAAAUGAUUGAAUUCAUAGGCUGGGAAGAAGGUGAUGGCAUAUUCAACCCAGGUGGCUCUGUUUCUAAUAUGUAUGCUAUGAACUUAGCCAGAUAUAAAUUUUGUCCUGAAAUAAAGGAAAAAGGGCUUUCAGGCUUACCAAGACUGGUCCUGUUCACUUCAGAAGAGUGUCAUUACUCCAUGAAGAAGGCAGCCUCUUUCCUGGGUAUUGGUACAGAAAACAUUUACUUCAUCAAAACAGAUGAAAGAGGUAAGAUGAUACCUGAGGAACUGGAGAAACAAGUUCAACGGGCCAGGAAAGAGGGGUCAGCACCGUUUCUCGUCUGUGCUACAGCAGGCACAACAGUGCUGGGAGCAUUUGAUCCUCUGGAUGAAAUAGCCAAUAUCUGUGAAAAGCACGGCCUCUGGCUUCAUGUUGAUGCAUCUUGGGGUGGCUCAGCUUUGAUAUCGAAGAAGCAUUGCAAGCUUCUUUAUGGCAUCCACAGGGCUGAUUCUGUUGCCUGGAAUCCUCAUAAGAUGUUGAUGGCAGGAAUCCAGUGCUGUGCUCUUCUGGUGAAAGACAACUCUGGCCUCCUGAAGAAGUGUUACUCUGCCAAGGCAGCAGAGCUUGACAAGUCCAUUCAGUGCAGCAGACGCCCAGAUGCAUUCAAAUUCUGGCUGAUGUGGAAGGCAUUGGGAACCACAGGCCUUGAGGAAAGAGUAAACAGGGCACUGGCCUUAGCUAGAUAUCUAGUAGAGGAAAUUAAGAAAAGAGAGGGAUUUCAGCUUCUGUUGGAGCCGGAGUAUGCAAACGUUUGCUUUUGGUACAUUCCACCAAGCUUAAGAAAAAUGGAGGAAGGACCUGAAUUUUGGCAGAAGCUGCACCAGGUUGCUCCUAUAAUUAAAGAGAGGAUGAUGAAGAAGGGCAGCAUGAUGCUUGGGUAUCAGCCUCACCGGGGCAAAGUCAACUUCUUCCGCCAGGUGGUCAUCAGCCCACAAGUGAGCCGAGAGGACAUGGACUUCUUGCUGGAUGAAAUGGAGCGCCUUGCCAAGGACUUGUAGCGCUAUUUCCACAGCACCAGGUGUUGCGCUUAUGUGUGAUAUUUGUGGAGAAAGAGUGGCAGCAGCAUUCUGGUGCUAUCUUGUGAAAGGUAGUAAAGAGCUUGACAUAUAGCUUGGAAACUGUCAUUUUACAUAGUGAUGUUAAGGAUCUUGCAGGUAGACUACCCCUCCACAGGAAAGUAUUUGCUGAUGGGGGCUGAAGAUGGCCAGGGGCAGGCCAGUGCUUGCAGCACCACUGCCAUUCUGGGAAGUGUUUCCUAGACAAGGAAGCACUUCUGAAAAUGGUAUCUAUGUCCCAGGUAGGGCAGCUAUUUACAGGGUGCCUGUGCACACCGUAGUUCAAACCAGUCACUUAAAUAUGCAGGCAAUACUCCUCUAAAGUUACUGUUAGGAGUGAAUUUAGCUCAGGGAGCUUAAAAAUGCUAGCUAAUACUCUGACGACUCUGUUGAUAGCUUAGUUUGGUACAUGUUUAAGGAUAGAGGCCUGGUUGGUAGUCACACUGAUAAGACUGGAAAUUGAGGACAUUCAUGAAGAUUUCCUCAGGGCCCUUAAGUAGGGCAGUUGCCCAAAUUUUUCACAAUGAGGACAGUUAGGCAGUGGAACAGGGGCCCCCAGGGGUUGUACAGCCUCUGUCCAUGGAGAUUUGCAGGACCUGGCUGGACAAAGGCCUGAGCAACCAACAUUGACCCUGCUUUGAGCAGGCUGAGCUAGUUGGCUUCCUAAAGUCCCUUCCAGCCUGAAGACAUGGUUGGACUUAGUCAGUGUUUGCAAAGGUUUCCCACCCAAAAUGUCACUGCAGCUUUAGUAGAGCUGAGAAUGUUGGAAUAGUAUCUCAUAGUUUCUUAAAUCUUUGUUAACAGGAGAUACCUAUCAUUUCUGAACUACUGUUCACCUUCCUCUAUUUUUAAAGAGUUAACAUUUUUUUAGCAGCUUUUACUGCACUUUAAAAUGAUAACAGAGAAACAAUGAAAUGUAUUUAUCUGAAAGAUAAGUAUUUUUAUGCAUCAUGACUAUUUAUAAAGAAUAUAGCAAAAUGACAUAUUUGUCAGGGUCUGUUUGGAUUUUCCUCCAGAUUUAGGACGGCUAAAUCUCAUGUAAUCAAUUUAUGAUUUAUAUUCUGGUACUGAGAUUAAGAUGGUGGUGAUCAAUGAAAGUCUGCCUGUGAUUUUAAGGUGUGAACAGUCAGAGAAUUUUUGGUCAAUCUUAAUUUGAAAAAUUAAAUUCUAAACUUUGUAUUUAUGUGUUAAGAAUGACAGUAUGCUUUUAAUUUAUUUUUCAUUCUAGCUAUAAAAUGAUCCAUUUUAUAAAGAUAGAAAUCAUAAAUAUAUUUUUGGAGUGAAGUUCUUGCAGCAAACUUAAGGAAGUAACCAGGUCUUUCAACUUGUAAAUCAGCACACACUUUGAUGUUUUAGUGUUUGUACCCUACUUUGUCUUUGAGGUAGCACUGACCAAUAUGAAUUUUUCUACUGUAAUGUUUUCUGUAUUACUAAAAACAUAAUGCUUUCUUGUUUUCAUUUCCUACAUUGUACUAGGUUUCAACAUUGCAUGACAUUCCCACUUUCACUCUCCAGGAUGAUGGUAUGGAAAGUUUAACAAGGUCAUAGUCACUGUCAGAGCAGUAGAUAGGAGCAAGAGUCACUUCAUAGCACUUGACAAAUGGCUUUAACAAGGUACUGGAAAUGAAUAUUCUCGUGCUGUUAUUGUGAGCCAAGCACCACAUUGAUAUUAGUGGAGAGUUCUACAUAAAAAUGAAUGGCACACUAUAGCCACUGGAUUCUGCCCUGUAAUACCCGCAGGAUUUACAUCAUCAUUUAUUACCUCAUGCUUCUGGGUGUACCAGGUAUCGUGAUCUUGGGAAGCACUUGUCGUUCAGGGCUGUAAAGCUUAUUUAGCCUCGCAGCCAUUCUGGAUGGAGCUCAGAGAAUGCAAGGGGUGCUGAAUGGAGGGGAUGAUUUUGCUGUUGCCUUGUGAGAUGCAUAUAGACUGUUAACACUUCUCUUUUUCCACCUUGAAGGGAAAGUCAGAAUACAGCAUCAGGAUUUUUUGAUUAUGGUCCAGAUUCUUGGUGAGUUCUUGAUUCGGGGGAAGAUAUGCCACCUUCUAUCAGCUAAGAAUUUGUCUUGUGGUGUUUUGUGGCACCACUGCUAGCAAAAAGUGUUACCAUCUUGUUUCUGUUCAUGUUAGUGCUUUCCUCUGUUUCCAGAUAUUGUGACACUCAGGGUACUUGUUGGACUGAAAAAGCACAGUUCCUUUCUGUGGUUGCAGUGUCUAUAGUAUUUUUUAAAAGAGAGCAGAAUGGAACAUUUUCAGUGUUUGCAGAAAAUAGAUCUCAGAUCAACAUGUGCAGUUUUCUUCAAAGGUAAAGGUUAACCUUCCAGCAUGAUGUGAGUAGCUUAUCUGAUCUCCUUAUAUUUUCUGUUAUUUCUGACUCCUUAUCAUGUCCAAAGCAUGCAAUGUGAAGGUCUUAUUUCAGGAUUAUAAGGUCAUUUUCUUAUAGUUACUUAUUUAGAACUAGUAUGUACAAAAUGUCUAUUUUGUACCUGGUGAUUUUAAUAAAAAGUGAAGUA
Molecule: messenger RNA, 4058 nt
Organism: Struthio camelus australis
Lineage: Eukaryota; Metazoa; Chordata; Aves; Struthioniformes; Struthionidae
Source: RefSeq, a predicted model, not a curated record